Molecule: messenger RNA, 7760 nt
Organism: Quercus lobata
Lineage: Eukaryota; Viridiplantae; Streptophyta; Magnoliopsida; Fagales; Fagaceae
Exons: 1
Coding region: 3292-4023 (243 amino acids)
Source: RefSeq, a predicted model, not a curated record
UAGUGUAUUGGCAAAAAAAUAAAGAAGGAAAAUAUUAGUUAAAGUCAACAAACACAAAUGCAUUGCUGAUGCCGAAACAGUUACUAGAAUUGAUGUAUUUAUAGAGGAAAAAACAUCACACACUAUUUUGCAUCAGUAUCUGAUUAGUUUUCAAAAGGUAUAUGUUCCUAAGCAAUAUCUAGAGGAUACAAGGACCAGAUGGUACUGCCAUGACACAGUAAUAAUAUGGAUUAAUACAAGUUCUUCGUACCAACCCCAAGACCUGCAAUGGCAGAUACUGCAUAGAGCUCCUGUCUACACAUGAACGGAAAUUAUAACAUCCUAGGUGGCUUUAAUAUUAUCUUAUUUGAAAGAUUAGGAUUGUGAAUUGUCUGCAAUUGAUUCAAACACACACACACACACAUAUAAGAUUUCAGUUUUAUUUUCCCCCUUAAACACAUCUAGCUCAACACAGAAACCAUGCCCAUCCAAAUCCAUUAACAUUGACCUUCACUAAUGAUAGAAACAUCUUUGUCCCAAGCCAAGGUGGAGACGUGGAUUUGAACUAAUGUGCUUUUGUUCCUAUUGUAAAGGCAAAGGUACAGAGCAGAAGGAGGAGGAGCAUAGAUAGCAGAAAACAGCAUGUAGUAUAGUAUCAAUUCUGUAAAAACUACAUGUAGCUUAGUCUAUAUCAUUAGUGGCUGAGUUAGUUGUGAUUAGCGGCCACGUGUACACCUGUGAUUAGUUCAUUAGAAAGUUAGUUUUAGCUUAAAUCCCACUGGUUAGUUAGAAGAGGUUAGCUAUAACAGUGUAUAAAUAUCUAAAUCAUGUAAUCUAUUGUUAGUGUAAUAGUGUGUGAUAAAUACAAGUUUUUCAUUUCUUGGAUUCUCUCAAUUCUUACUCUAGAAUCUGUUUCUCUUUCAUGGUAUCAAAGCCAUCAAUGGCAUCCUCUGCAAAUUCAACUUCCUCUGCUACAAGUUCAAGCACAAGUACACACACUACAAUUUCUACUCAUGGAGUUAAUCCUUCAUUGCUGCUUCUGUCUAACAUGGCGAGCAUGAUGACAGUAAAGUUUGAUUACAACAACUGUUUGGUUUGGAGACACCAAAUCGAGGUGAUUUUGGAAGCUUACUCAAUGAUCAACUUCAUUGAAGAUAAUCUUGAAGCUCCUGAUCCUAUUCUUAAGGAUAGCUCAGGGAAUUAUACCAUUGAAGUUAAUCCUGAAUAUAUCCAAUGGAGGAAUCAUGAACAAGCACUGUUCACUUUCAUCAAUUCUACUCUCUCUCCGUCAAUUUUGGUUCUCACAGUAGGUCAAAAAUCUGGUAGAGGAGUCUGGAAGAUCCUAGAGAAACGUGUUGCUUCAGUUUCUCGAUCUCAUAUUCUCAGCUUAAGGAAUGAAUUGAUGAGUCUCAAGAAAGGUUCAAAGAGCAUGAACAAUUUCUUUCAACGAAUCAAAGAAAUUCGUGAUAAACUUGGUGCUGUGGCAGUUUGUGUUGAUGAGGAGGAGCUUAUUCAUUUAGCUCUUGAAGCUUUGCCUCUAGAAUAUGACGCGUUUUUUUCAGCCAUACGAACUAGAAAUGAUGUAGUUACUCUUGAAGAGUUGAAUACUCUGCUAAAUGCUGAAGAAAGAUCGAUCAAGAAAAGGUCUAAUCUUUGAGAUUCUUCUUCAUUUGCUAUGGCAGUUAAUCAGUUCAAUCAAUCCUUUCAACAGAGGAAAAGGAAGGAAUGGCAACAAUCUUGGUCGUGAUAAUGGAAGAGGUAACAACAAUGGUCAAUUCUCUGGUGGUCAAUCUACUCAAUUUCCAACUGGUCAGUCUCAGUUCUUUGGCCUAUCCUACAAUGGUCAAGGUCAGUUUUCCCCUUCACAGUCUCAAUCCAAGUCUAGUUUUCAACAAGGUCAAAGACCUGUUUGUCAGAUCUAUGGUAAGAGUGGCCAUACUGCUCGGAUUGUUACCAUAGAAUGAAUUUUGCAUAUCUUGACAUCCUCCAGCUAAGCUUGCAUCGAUGGCUGCAAGUUCAAUGGCUGCAAACUCUAGUUCUCAUUCAAACCAGAAUUGGUUCACUGACACUAGUGCUUCUAAUCAUAUUACACCAGACUUGGCUCAGCUCUCUCUUCAUGAACAACCUACAGCUGGUGAGACUGUUACAGUGGGCAAUGGGCAAGAAUUACCAAUUACUCAUAUUGGUAAUGGUAAGCUUCUCACUCCUUUCCACAAUUUCAAUCUUAAUAACAUCCUUAAGGUACCACAAAUUGCUUCAAACUUACUUUCAAUGCAUAAACUUUGUCUACAAAAUAAUGCCUUUUGUUAUUUUGAUGCUCAUGAGUUCUCAAUUCAGGAUUUACCUACGGGCAAAUACAAAGGGUUGAGUAAAGAUGGUGUCUAUCCCAUUCCACCCAUUGCUUCUUUUUCAUCUUCACCUACAUCCUCUAUCAAUUCAAGUUGCUUUGUUGCUGUUUCUACUCAAGUUUUGCUUUGGCAUCAAAGACCUAGGCACCCUUGUUCCAAGAUAUUGCAUUCUGCCUUAUCUGAUGUACCUUCUGUUAACAUUUCUCCUUCUAGUGAUAUUCUUUCACAAUGUGUUUCCUGUAUAAGUGCUAAAAUGCACAAAUCUUCCUUUCCAAAACAUGUAUCCAGUACUACUUUUCCUUUGGAAUUAGUUCAUUCUGAUGUUUGGGGCCCUACUCCUAUUGUCUGUACUUGAACACAGGUUUUAUGUGAUAUUUGUUGAUGAUUUUACUUGUUUUACAUGGCUAUUCUUGCUUAAACAUAUAUCUAAUAUCUUUAGUGUGUUUGUACAUUUUAAAUCUCUUGUUGAGAAUCAAUUCAAUACCAAAAUCAAAGCUUUAAGGUCUAAUGGUGGUGGUGAAUUUGUUAAUCACAAUUUAAGACCUUUUGUCUAGAUAAUGGUAUUUCUCAUCAACUUUCGUGUCCUUACACCCCUCAAUAGAAUGGGGUGGCUGAAAGAAAACAUAGACAUUGUUGAGACUGGUUUGGCUAUGGUUCAUAAGACUAAUCUUCCUUUGUCUUAUUGGUCUUAUGCUUUCAGUACUGCUGUCUAUCUUCUUAAUAGGAUUCCAUCUUCUGUUCUUAAUUUUGUGUCUCCUUGGCAGAAGCUUUACCUUAAGAAGCCUUCUCUUCAUGCUUUAAAGGUCUUUGGUUGUGAUUGUUCUCCUUUUUUGAAGCCUUAUCCUUCUCAUAAAUUUGAUCCAAAGUCCAAGUUGUGUAUUUCCAAAGUUCCAAAGGCUAUAUCUGUUUGGAAGUCUCUACUGGGAAAGUGUAUAUUUCCCCUCAUUGUAUUUUUCAUGAAUCUAUGUUUCCAUCCUUGUCAAGUACAGAUUCUGUGUCUUCUUCUCCUUCAUCUCUUACUGCCUUUGAUCCUUGGUUGGCUACUUUGCUUCCUUUCUCUAUUCCAUCUGCUUCUGAUUCUUCUAUUCCUGUGUCUUGUUCUCCAUCUUCUAUUGACACUGCUUCCUUACCUGUUCCUGACACUACUCUUGCUAUUUUCCCCACUGUGUCUCCACCUCUAUCUUCCCCUAGUGUUUCUACCAAAACUCAUCAUAUGCUUACCAGGUCUAAGAAUGGUAUUUUUAAGUCCAAAGCAUAUGCUGUUCAGGCUGACUAUGCUGUUACCGAACCUCCUUCUUAUGCUGUGGCUUCCAAGUUCUCUCAUUGGGUUGCAGCAAUGGACUUAGAAUUUGCUAGCCUUCAACAACAGCAUACCUGGUCUCUUGUUCCUCUCCCUUAUGGUGAGAAUGUGGUUGGAUGUAAAUGGGUUUUUAAAAUCAAGAGGGAUAGCAGUGGUAAUAUUGCUAGGUAUAAAGCACGGUUGGUGGCCAAGGGUUGCUUGCAGCAAUAUGGUUUGGAUUAUGAAGAGACAUUUAGUCCUGUUGUGAAGCCUGCUACUGUCAGAAUUUUUCUUGCUUUGGCAGUGCAAUUUGGCUGGUCUCUUAAGCAAUUGGAUAUAUCCAAUGCUUUUCUUCAUGGGGUUUUACAAGAAGUAUAUGUGUCAACCCCCUGGCUACAAGGACAGUUCAAGACCUGACCAUGUGUGACUGUUACAUAAAGCUAUCUAUGGCCUUAAGCAAGCUCCUAGGGCCUAGUUUGAUAGCUUUACGACUCAGUUGUUUCAUCUUGGAUUUCAUGCCUCUUGUGCUGACGGUAACCUCUUCAUUCUCAUUCAUUCCUCUCAUAUUGUGUAUCUAUUGCUUUAUGUUGAUGAUAUAAUCAUCACUGGCAAUAAUUCUUCCUUUGUUACUGAAAUUGUGAGUCAGCUUGGUUCUUCUUUUGCUCUUAAGGAUCUUGGUUGCUUGAAUUACUUUCUUGGGCUUCAGAUUGAAUACACAGAUUCUGGUCUUUUUGUUCAUCAGUCUAAGUAUGCUCAGGAUUUGUUUACCAAGUUUACCAUGCUUGACUGUAAGCCUUGCUCUAAUCCUUGUGCCUCGAAUCAUCAUUUUGUUCCAGCUCAUAGUCCUCUCCUCACUGAUCCUACUGCCUAUAGAAGUUUGGAUGGGGCAAUUCAGUAUCUGAUCUUUACUAGACCAGAUUUAUCCUACGCUAUGCAACAAGCUUGUCAAUUUAUGAGCAAGCCUACUCAACAUAAUCUUGUAGCAGCUAAGAGGAUUUCAGAUAUUUGAAAGGGUAUUUGCAUAUGGGGAUUCAUUUUCAGGCUGAUCCUUUGCCUCUUUCUGCAUAUUGUGAUGCAGAUUGGGCUGGUGAUCCUAUAGAUAGGAGGUCCAUCACUGGUCUGGUUGUGUUUUUGGGUGGCUCUCCUAUCACAUGGUCUGCUAAGAAGCAGCCUACAGUUUCAAGGUCGUCUACAGAGGCUGAAUACAGAUCUUUGGCUAUAACUACUGCUGAGCUUUAUUGGUUGAGGAUGUUGCUUAAAGAUCUUGGUGUUUACUCAUAUCAUCCUCCAAUUUGUGGUGUGAUAAUGUUUCUGCUCUUGCCUUAGCUUCUAAUCCUAUCUUUCAUGCUCGUUCUAAGCAUAUAGAAGUUGAUUACCAUUUUGUUAGGGAGAAGCUUUUAAACAAGGAUCUUGUGGUUGAAUAUAUUUCUACAUCUGAUCAGUUGGCUAAUGUCUUUAUCAAGUCACUUCCUUCUCCUCGGUUUCAUUUUCUUGUUCACAAACUCAUGGGAGUCCCUCCCCUUCGUUUGAGGGGGGAUGUAAAGGCAGAAGGUACAGAGCAGAAGGAGCAGAAUAGAUAGCAGAAAACGGCAUGUAGUUUAGUAUAAGUUCUGUAAAACUACCUGUAGCUUAGUAUAUAUCAUUAGUGGCUGAGUUAGUUGUGAUUAGUGGCCACGUGUGCAACUGUGAUUAGUUCAUAAGAAAGUAAGUUAGUUUUAGCUUAAAUCCUGCUGGUUAGUUAGAAGAGGUUAGCUAUAUAACAGUGUAUAAAUAUCUAAAUCAUGUAAUCUAUUGUUAGUGUGUGAUAAUACAAGUUUUUCAUUUCUUGGAUUCUCUCAAUUCUCUCUCUAGAAUCUGUUUCUCUUUCACCUAUAACAAAAUGCACAAUGAAGAUACCAUCCAAAUACGUAACAAUUUUUCUGACUUUUGACAGCAAUGAUCUAUACAAUUUUCCUUUGAUUGACAAAAGCUUUAGAUUCAAACCAAAACAUAAUUUGCAGAAGGAACUGAAACAGGUAUAUACUUGGCUGGGCAUAGGUCCCUGACUUUCAAAUAGAAUCCGGAUUUUAAGUUCUAAUCUAAUCAAAUCCAUAUGGCUUCCUAAUUGCACACAAAUAGGAUCCAAUGAUAAAAGGGUAGUGUUGAUAUUAGGUGGCAGUUAAAAAUACAAGAGGAAAUGAAAAAGGGUGUAAUGUGUACAAAAUUUUGCCAAAGCAAGAGAACAACUAAUGGUUAGAAUACAAAAUGAAUAUAGAAUGAAUCCCAUUAUGCAAGAAUCCAGGCAGGAUAUGGGAAACUCAAGGGAAUGAAUAUAUGGGUUAUGAAAGCUUAAGUGCUAGUUUGGCUGGGCUAUAGCUUUGCACAAUAUAAGAAGCUCUAGCAACUUGAGAAGCAACCCUUCUGUUAGUUCUCAAAGCUUCUAAAAAAUGCAAGCUGCUUUACCAAAUAACUAUAAGGUUAAGUAUCCUUUGGUUAAUGAACAGCUAUGGAGUAAGCUAAUGUGUAGACCUCAUUGAUUUUCCAAGAAAUAGUAACUUAUACUUCCUUAUAUGAAUCUUGCUAGUGGUGGACCAGUAUUUCCCAAAUAUGACUCUCACUUCAGCUUGAAGUGUGAUGGUAUCUUAAAGGAUUAUGAAUUGUGUCUGUGUCCAUAUUGUUAACGUCACCCAGACGACCGAGUUGAAAAUUUUCAUUAGAUUUCCCUAAUAUCAUUAUUUUCUCUCAUGGAACUUUAACAUCCAGUCCAACUACUGAGAUCAACAACAUAAGCAAUAGGGAUGGAAAAUUUUGACCACACCCACUUGCCCACCUUAAUCUUCUCUCUAAAAAUGGGUAAUGGGAAGACCCUUUAGGAAAUAAGUAAAGAUGAGCUUUUUGUUUAUGUAUAGCUUUUUAAAACCUCACUUAUUACGUAUUUUGAACAUCCAUUUGCCAUGAGCUUUUUUGUUUAGCUUUUAGCUUAUUUUGUUUAUGUACAACUUUUUAAAACCUCACUUUUUCAAGUACAAGUAUACAUUGAUCCAUUUUAAAAGAAAAACAAUCAUCGAAAAGCCAAAUAAGUUUAUGCUAAACGGAAAUGUCUUACAAAUGGAUACUCACCCUUUAGUAACUAUCUUACUCAAAACCUCACAUCUCUGGCUGAUAGGUUCUCACUUUUUUCUUUGCCACUUUCUCACACAAUCCAGUUUUUAGUCUAAAUACAGGAUUUGAAUCCUCUCCAUUUCAAAGUGAAUGGAGAGUUUCCAUUUAAUGGCUAAGCUUGAAAGUGGAGUAAAUGUAGGGUCUAGAUUGUGCUAACUCAUUUAAAAAUUUAUAACUCUAGUUUAGUUUAACCAUAGUUAAAUUUUAAAUAAGUCAGCACACCCGACAUUUACUCCACUUUCAAUCAUAGCCAUUAAAUGGACACUCUCCUUUUCACGUAUAAAUGGAGAGGAUCCUUAUCCCUAAACACAACUCAUCAUUUCAGCCAAAACUACCCAAAUCUACCUUCAUGAGAUUUUCAGCUGAAACUAGAGAUCUUGAGCUAGCAUUAGAUCUCCAUCCAUUAGAUACUCAUAUUCGAAUGAUAGUAUCAAAAACCCGGAAAGAUCCAAAAACAUGGAGUUGCAGUUUUCAACCAUUAAAGCUUAUUCUCCACUACUAGCUGCAGAUUUAGUCCAUCAAUCUAAUAGUUUUGGCAUCAAUACCACAAAUAGGGGGUGACAAACAUAGUAAUCACCAAUCAGAUAACACUAGGACAUAACGGGAUAUAACCUAUUUAUUGAAAUUUAGAACCACACACACACACACACUAACUAUAUAUAUAUAUAUAUAUAUAUCCUUCCCUUUUGUCCUAAUAAAUACCAUAUAUGUAUACAAAAUUGUCAUAUUAUAAAGACAGUAAAAAACUUUUUUAGUUGGACUCAUGCAAAAUUGAAUUUCUAGGAAGGCAGGAAGCCAGGAAGCCAGGAACUACAAUAUAACUUUUCUUUUUCUUUUCUCUUCAAAAGAAUUGGGAUUUGAAGCUAGUCGAUAAGCAUGCCAUGGAACAAGUAUAUAAUACAUUAAUCAUACACAGAAAAGUUUCCAACAUAUCAUAGGCAAAUAUGGUUUAGUGCCAUCGCUAGACGAGAAAAGUAAUUUUGCAGCAAUAUGAAAUACAUAAAUGGUGAAGA